Messenger RNA from Egretta garzetta (little egret), 953 nucleotides. Its product is annotated as protein dopey-1-like. Gene Ontology annotation, biological process: Golgi to endosome transport. Gene Ontology annotation, cellular component: endosome; trans-Golgi network. The coding region runs from base 25 to 747 and encodes 240 amino acids. The transcript is spliced from 4 exons. The record is from RefSeq and is a predicted model, not a curated record. Lineage: Eukaryota; Metazoa; Chordata; Aves; Pelecaniformes; Ardeidae.
CAUUUGUAAGAGCAAGUAAGAAAGAUGAUGUUCCCAUGGUGGCAGAAGGCUGUUACGACUCACCUGCCUGCUACAAUUUAUUUUAGAACUUCUGGCCCAUCUGUUGCUGGUCUGGAGACAACGUACACAGGCGGCAAUGGUUUCUCCACGUCCUACAAUAGCCAGAGAUGGUUGAACCUGUACUUGUCCGCUUGCAAAUUUCUGGACUUGGCCCUAGCUUUGCCUUCUGAAAAUCUGCCUCAGUUUCAGAUGUAUCGUUGGGCUUUUAUUCCAGAAGCAUCAGAUGAUUCGGGCUUGGAAGUACGAAGACAGGGUACGCAUCAGAGGGAAUUCAAACCGUAUGUGGUGCGUCUUGCAAAACUGCUGCGAAAAAAAGCAAAGGACAAACAGGAGGACUUUAAGACGGUGGUUGUGGAGGGAAUGGAGAUGGCCAAGCAUCAGAAAAACCCGGAGGAGGACAGCUCAGGGAAAACACUAAGCUGGGAACCAGGUCACUUGCUUUUAACCAUCUACACCGUGCGCAGCAUCGAGCAGCUUUUGCCUUUCUUCAAUGUACUCAGCCAAGUCUUCAACAGCAAGGUCACGAGCAGAUGUGUGGGACACUCAGGGAGCCCUGUCCUUUACCCCAACUGUUUUCCCAGUAAGGACAUAAAACUGGAGAACCUAAAGACCUUCUCCAGCAAAGCAAGACAAAAGAUAGAAGAAAUGGUUGAGAAGGAUUUUCUUGAAGGUGUCAUAAAAACAUGAACCAAACUGGUACUGUUCAGCUUAUAUGUAAUGUAUUCCAAUGAAAUGCUGUAUAGUAUUCUUUUCUUACUUUGUAUGUAAUGAAAUACUUAAAUGUUGUAUUUAAGUUAAAUAUUUGUAAAUAAGAGAAAAGUUCUGGAUGUGGCCUGAAUCAAGUUUAAAUAUUGGUGGCUCAUAUUGAUUAUGGUGCCUACUAUUACAGUACA